Messenger RNA from Prorocentrum cordatum, 2244 nucleotides. Lineage: Eukaryota; Dinophyceae; Prorocentrales; Prorocentraceae. The record is from the annotation of a GenBank genome assembly.
AUGGCAGCGUUCAGAGACGGCCUUCACCACCCAGAAGUUCAAAGGUUGGCUUCCCUCGGCUCCUGGGGCCACUACCCUGGGAACAUCCACGGUCAAUUGACCAGGAUGUUGGGGAAGAGCAUGCUGCCCGACCCCCUCGACAUCACGAUCCCAUGCCUCGACCCCAAGACAACGGCCGUCACGGAAGCCACGGCCUCGAUCUUGUUGCCCCACGAGUGGUUCUCCGCAAUGUACCACCAUUACCCCGCGGAAUUCCACGACUUGAUCGAGCGCCUCUGGCGCCGCAUCCAGGCCCUCUACGUGGAAGAAGGCACCGAGCAUCGCAUGAAUUCCUUCAAGCUCGGCCUCUUUGUAUCUGACACGAACUCGCCUCAUAAGGACUUUCCUGUUUUGUCAAAAGCCACUAAGGCAGCCCAGGUCCGUGGUCUGGUGAACGUGUGCCUGCGGUUGGCGCAAGAAUAUUGCGACGGUUCGGACCGCGCAAAGAUUCGCGUGUUGAUGUGGAAGUCGUUGCAGAAGGCGUAUGAGGUGAUAGAUAGUGGUGGCAUGUUUCUCACUGGCCCAGAGUGUCAACGGCCGAUUAAAGCUGGUGACGACUUCCUCACGUGUUGCCAGUACUUGUCGGACCAGGCGUUCAAUGCUGUCCCCAGGCCGAAGUUCAAGUACCCGGCGGCUAAGCAGCAUGUCGACGGGCAGAUAUGGUUGGGCAGGGCCGGCUCGCUAAGCUACCAGCGCCCAGAGGGCUACUGGGACGCCCCGUGCUUCCACGCACGAUUCGGAUUGAUGAGGGCCUUGACUUCAUGGCUGCAGUCGUGCAAGGGCAUGGACGUCAUGCUCACGGUGUCCGUGGUCUUCGUCCUGAGCCCUUUCCCGAGGACGGCGGCGGCGCGGCCCGCGCAGGGCCCUCCGGGCCUCGCCAGAGGCUUCGCCGCGUACACGAAGUCGUCGUCGCCGGAGACGCCGCUGCUGCACUACACGGCCACGCAGCAGGUGUGCUGGCUGACCUUCAUGGAGAAAAGCCCCCGCUCGUGCAUCUCGGACUUCCAUGCCAGGAAGCUCACCCACGCCGGCACCGGACUGCUGCUGCUGCAGCUGGACUCGAGAGAUACCCUUGCUCGGUGCUUCGUGUACGCCAUCGGCAUCGGAGCGAUGCUCGUAACGUGGGAGCUCGUGCCGAAGAUCAAGCCAUUCCGCUUCCAGCGCAAGCGCGACGUAGGCAUGACAGUAUACAUGAUUGUUGCCAUGUUCUGGUUUUACUACGAGCUCCCGAUCCGAGUGCUGGCACCCAUGUUUUUUGCGGAUCCCAUGGGCGCUGUGGUGGGCAAGUACCUCAGCAGCAACAAGAUGUGGAACCCCGUCUGGUGGCGCCAGGCGGACACGCAGAAGACUUUGUUCGGCAGCGGGGCGGUCCUGUUUUUCACCGUGAUCAGCUUCGCACCUCCGGCCACCCUGGCGCAGCGUUUGGCCAUCGGCGCUGCCUGCGUGCUCGCCGAGGCGCUGGGCGGAGCCUACGACAACCUGCUCCUGGUCUUGAGCGUCGUCGGCUCCAGGAUGCUCCUGAACUACAUGGAGGCGGGGACGUGGUCCCUGGACCUGGGCAGGUGCACCGCCGUUCAGACGGUUGCGCGUCUAGUUAAACUAGAGGCGCAACCUCACGGAGCCGCUGCGAGGGUUCUGGCUGUGCUGCGGCGGGCCCGAUCCCGCCUGUGCCAGCCGCCGUCCGACGGCGUGGCCAGCAACCUGGGCGGCGAAGACCAGCCGCACCUCCUGGUGGAGAUCCGGGGAAAAGGCUACAUCGAGGUCUGCGGCGAGGACGUCGGUGGCGUGCACGGGCUGCUGGACACGUGGCUCAAGAAGGAGUGGAGGUGCACCGAGGUCUCCGUCGGCCAUGACCCGUUCUGCGACCGCAAGUACAAGUGGCGAUCCACCGACAUGCUGGUUGCCACCGCCGAGAUCGUGGCGUUUUUCCACAGCCUCGGGUGGUGCAUGCAGGUCUGCUCGCAGGGCACCGUGAAGGCGGCCGGGUCCACAGACGUCCGCGAGCAGCAGAUCCUGUUCCGGCGCGGCAUGUCUGGGCUCGGCGUGGUGGAGCCGCACCUCUUCAUUGAGUUGUACUGCGGCGAGGCCGACGAUGCCCUGUGCGCCAGUGGCAGCACUCAGUGCCUAGCCAACCAGUACGUCCGGGUGAAGCCCAUCGGCAACUGCGAGGAGAGGCGAUGCGUGCGUGGGACAAGUUCAUGGUAG